Molecule: messenger RNA, 474 nt
Organism: Fonticula alba
Lineage: Eukaryota; Rotosphaerida; Fonticulaceae
Exons: 2
Coding region: 1-474 (157 amino acids)
Biological process (GO): protein phosphorylation
Cellular component (GO): cytosol; EKC/KEOPS complex; nucleus
Molecular function (GO): protein serine/threonine kinase activity; ATP binding
Source: RefSeq, a predicted model, not a curated record
AUGCAAGACCUCGAGUGGCUGGCGCGUGCCAUUGGCCACGGGCUAAGCCAACUCCACGCGGCCAACAUCAUGCACGGUGACUUGACCACCUCGAACCUGAUGCUUCCCUUCGUGCCGGCCGUGGCGGCCGGGGCCGUGGCGGCCGACGGAACCACCAUCACCCUUCCGGCCCUGACGUCCGAUGCUGACAUCGAUCAGGCCGGGCUGAGUUUCAUCGAUUUCGGCUUGAGUUUCUUCUCCCUCACCGAGGAGGACGCCGCGGUGGACCUCUAUGUGCUGGAGCGUGCCCUCACCUCGACGCAUCCGGCGUCUGAGGACUUUUUCCGCCGCAUCAUCCACUACUAUGAGCAGGGCCCCACCGAGAAUGAGGCCUUCGCCAAGAGCGCCCCCCGGUGGCCGGCCCGGGUGAAGCUCAUCCUCAAGCGCCUGUCUUUGGUGCAAGUGCGUGGCCGCAAGCGGAGUAUGCUCGGAUGA